Molecule: messenger RNA, 2210 nt
Organism: Drosophila pseudoobscura
Lineage: Eukaryota; Metazoa; Arthropoda; Insecta; Diptera; Drosophilidae
Gene: Aps
Product: diphosphoinositol polyphosphate phosphohydrolase 1 Aps
Exons: 4
Coding region: 1021-1557 (178 amino acids)
Biological process (GO): diadenosine hexaphosphate catabolic process; adenosine 5'-(hexahydrogen pentaphosphate) catabolic process; diadenosine pentaphosphate catabolic process
Cellular component (GO): cytoplasm; nucleus
Molecular function (GO): bis(5'-adenosyl)-pentaphosphatase activity; bis(5'-adenosyl)-hexaphosphatase activity; diphosphoinositol-polyphosphate diphosphatase activity
Source: RefSeq, a predicted model, not a curated record
CGAUAUACGAUAAGCUAAAUUAAACGAGUAAGUGAAAAGUGAUUAACUUCUAACUGUAUAGUGCAUCGUGUAUCGUUCCGUAUCGAACAUCCCCAUCCAUCCGCAGCAGCGGCCGCAGAAAGUGGAGGAGCAAUGGAAAGUUGCCGAUAAGGCAACACUUGUGCGUCGGCAACGACACCAAAAAAAGCAAAGCCAAAACCAAAAGAAGAAGCAAAAAUUGCAGCGAAAAGUUUUGUGAAAAGCGAGAAGAUCGUUACCGACUACUGACUCGUCCUCCUUCUCGUCACUUCACCCUUCCGCGGCGGUGAAGCGGAUAACCAGGACAAAGAGACGACGAAAGCGACUAACUGCAACACACACACGCAUACCAUACCGCACACACCGACAUCAGCCCUCGUGUAAUACCAAUCCAAAAUCACAUAUACCAGACACACACACAAAACCAACCAACAAAAACAACAUGCAAUCUUUGCACAGUAGUUAAAUAAUUCUGCCCUGUCUGCGCUUUAUUUCCUUCUUCAUUUUGUUCUUUUUUCUCGUUUAAUUUCAACAAGUUUCUGUUCUCCCACUUUUCCCCUUCUCUUCGCUUUCCACCGUUCUUUUUUUUGCGUUAUUACUUCACACACAAACAGACACCACGAAACACAUACACGCGACACCCACCACUACAGCGACAGAAUUUGUGUGACGUCCGAGCGCAGAAUUGUCGUCGUUUAUAUUUUGUUUGUGCAUUUUUGCCCGUUUUCCCUCCGUUGUGUGCGCGAGGCGUGCCUGCAGAAGCGGCACGAGAUCAGCAACCAGCCGCAGUAGCAGCAGCGGCGACCGGCUCCCCAAUACAACACCUGCGCGCCUCCAACAAGCACACACACACACUUGUUGCAGCACAAAACAGACGGAGACAGAUAGAGAGAGAGAGAGUGAGAUAACGGAGGCGGAGAAUUAAAAGUGCCUAAGAAGUCAUCAUCUGCUGCUAUCAGCGUACGUUCGUUUGCCCCCAGCGUACUUACACAACUUGGAAAAAUGGUCAAGGAGAAACCCAACUCAACGCGGAUCUACGACAAGGAUGGCUUCAGGCGACGGGCUGCCUGCAUUUGUGUGCGGGCCGAAAACGAGGCAGAGGUACUUCUGGUCACCUCCUCGCGGCGUCCUGAGCUUUGGAUCGUCCCAGGUGGUGGCGUGGAGCCCGAGGAAGAGCCCUCUGUGACCGCUGUACGCGAGGUGCUCGAGGAGGCCGGUGUUGUUGGCAGUCUGGGUCGUUGUCUGGGUGUAUUCGAGAAUAACGAUCAUAUGCAUCGGACUGAAGUGUUUGUCAUGAAUGUGACCAAGGAGCUGGAAGAAUGGGAAGACUCGCGCAGCAUUGGACGCAAGCGGCAGUGGUUCACGAUCGACGAUGCCUUGUCCCGUCUGGCGUUGCACAAGCCAACGCAGCAGCACUAUCUGAUGCAGCUGCAGCACUCGAAGACUCGGGACAACACGAAUCGUGUGGUGAAUGCCACGCAUCCGCCCAAGUUGACCAAUGUGGCCACAUCUCCAGCUGCAUCGCCAACAACGGCAUAAACACCCAUAAACACAAUUUACUACACCUAUCCUCCAAAACACACACAACAUCCUAUCGCGAAAAAUCGAUUCUAACUAUUCUUCAAUCCCGCGCACAUUUUGACAUUUUUGGAAGUUUACAAAUAGACAGGCAGUUAAUAUAUUAUGUUGAUUAAGCAAUAUGUUAUCCACAACCUCACGCAGCCUCACACCCUCCCAUACAGCCUCCAAUCCGCCUAUCCCUGAACCUAUUUUUAAGUCCAACAGUUCAUUUAUGUCUUUAGUAAUUUGUAAUGGAGCUAAAUUUACUUGAUUGUACUCUCCAAAACCGAGAGAGAGUGAGUUUGAGGAUGAGUAAAGCAUCUAAAUAAUUAAAUGUAAUUCAAGAUCUAUAACUAACAAAACAAGAACAUAUAAUAAUUUUUGAGCGAAUAGCACUUUUUGCAAAAACUAAAACUAAAACUAGAGAAAACUAAAACAACAAAGCAAAACAAAACAAAAUAUCUAUUAGAUUUUUCUACUCUUUUCUAUAAUUUACUCGAAAAUUAUGGCAUCUUAAUUGAUUUAAAUACCAAUUGGAAAUGCUAACAAAACUUGAUUAACUGAUGAUUAAACAAUUAUGCUAAGCGGCCUAAAGAAAAACCAACAAUAAAACAUAUUUAAGCGACCACUAA